UUGCCAUUCAGAUUUGAGACCAGCGCAUAAAGUUGCAUAAUGUCUUUUGCUUCUGCUGCCAUUGCCAUCGCUAUGCGCAAAUACUGUCAUCAUAAUCUACUCGAGCUAACAUGCGCGUUCUUCCUAUAGUGAACAAGGCCCGGAAGCCAAAGUUCGAGCUUCACCUCACCAUCUAUGACUUAAACAACGUACCCCUAGUUACCGGAACAUCUACGAUAAAAUGGCAUCUUCCGAACUCGAUGCAUGGCGAAAAUCGUGGCCGCACAGCGAAAUGCUCCAUCGAUAAGAUUAACCACCGCGUCGUCUACAACUACUCCAAAAUAAUCCCUAUACGCAUCUCCAUCGACCGCACCAAUAACCUCACAGAAUGUCCCAUCGACUUCGAGGUCUUGCAGGAGUUCCCCAUGGUGGUCGGUGGCCGCGAUGAGAAGAUAUCUCUUGGGGUCGUUAGGCUGAACCUAAGCGAGUAUGUAGAGGAAAGCGAGACCUUCCCGCGCCGAAGCAUGGGAGCUCGGAUGAGCGCGAGCCUGGAACAUGCGCGGGACAAGGUCGGCCAAGGCCUAUCACACCGAAGGCAAAGCAGUAGCAAAUCCAGCGGCGGUCCCAACGUCGUGGUAGGAAUUAGUCCGACGAAUACAAUGGCGCCACCUCCACCCCAUCCAGAAGAAAAUGAUAUUGUCGACGAUGAAGCUGAGGAGGGUAUUGUACGCCGGUACCUCAUGCAGGAAAGUAAGAUUAACAGUACACUUAAGAUCGGCAUCCUGAUGGUUCAAAUCGACGGGGAGCGCAACUUUGUUGCGCCGCCCCUCAAAACCGCUCCCAUGUUCGGAGGCAUCGCCGGCAUCAUGACGGGAAGUGAGCCAUUGCAACAGGCUGAGCCCGGAUCUGAUGACGGGUCUGUGCCACCCCACAACCCAAAAAGCACCAGCCUGAGCAGCAAGUCUAGGGACGCCUCCGAACAGCAAGAUAUGUACCGCCGCGCCCUAGCCGCUAGCUGGGCCUGCCAGCCCGGUGAGCUACCCGCUGACGAGUGUAUCGAAGACAUCUUCGCCGGGGGCGAUGGGUGGAGCGAUAGUAGGAAACCCGGAGAGUCAAAAAGAAAGCCAGCGGUGGGGCGCCAAUCUAUAGAUAGCAGCCACAGCAUCCAGAGCCGCAACAGUAACCACAGUGGCAGCGCAAGCGGUGACGAGGCGGCAGUAGGCACACUUCGACCAAAUGAUAUCCGUCGCAUGCGGCAACACAUGCGUACCCGCAGUGGUGGCAGUGAUAAGAGCUUACAUACGGCAAUUGGCGGUAACAGUAAUUUUAAUAGUACACAGCCCGCAAAUUCUCAUCAAGCUUCUCAUUUGCGGUACCGCACGAAACCCCACAAAGGGGAGACAGUCGGCCUCUAUGAUGGCAGUGAAGGGGGAGGUCCACGAAGCCGAAGUGGAAGCUUAGCGAGUCUUGCACCGACGUUAGGGAGUGAGCGCGGCCGGGAUGGGUUUCGGCGGCCGAAGGAGGUAGAUGAAUAUGAGGAGCGUGAGGAUCUCGUUGCCUGGAAAUUGCCUGAGACAGUUACGUGAUGCUGACGUACUUGCAUUAAGAGUGCUUACCUCUUGAGUAAGAAAGUAUCUCAUGUUUUGCGUCGCGUUUAUCUACGCACCUAAGUAGAUACUGUGCUUGAUAAGCUACUCAUUGACGAUCCGGCAACUUGCUCAGUACUUGAAAGAGCCGGGAUAAUUCGGGACAGGAUAGAGGGACAUAGAGGGGCAUAGAGGGGCAUAGAGGAGCAUAGAGGCAAGCAAGAAUAAGGAUAUUCGUCAUUCGUGUCCUACCAACAGAUGGUAAUUAGUUAAUACGGCUUACUCUUAAGUACUUUAUAUGGAUUAAUAAAGGGGUUGUGAAUACAGAAUGGAUAGAC
Molecule: messenger RNA, 1903 nt
Organism: Hypoxylon fragiforme
Lineage: Eukaryota; Fungi; Ascomycota; Sordariomycetes; Xylariales; Hypoxylaceae
Product: N-terminal C2 in EEIG1 and EHBP1 proteins-domain-containing protein
Exons: 2
Coding region: 111-1565 (484 amino acids)
Source: RefSeq, a predicted model, not a curated record